GGCUGCAGCUGUGCAGAUUUGGGACCGACUUGGUUAUGUUUCCUCACCAAGUGCGGAUUUGAUCACAAUGGAUGGGGUGAAUGUCUUCAUAGCUUUUCAGAAGGUUUACUACCCUCUGCUGUGCAUAAUGGGAAUUCCAGCCAACCUCUUCACCUUUUACAUGAUCCGCUUCCGGCAAUGCGGCAUGUCCAAGACGGCAACCUUAUACCUGAGUUGCCUCGCUCUGAUGGACACCUUUUACUUGGUGUGGGUGAUCCUUCUAGAUCUUUGCCUUGUUUUCCUGCAGGUGGAACCUUUCUGGCACGUGCAACCGUGGUGUGGCAUAAUGUGUUUCCUGCAGUACGGUGCCCUCUACAGCUCGUCCUGGAUAGUCGUGAUGUUCACCAUUGAGCGCUACUUGGUUCUGAGCAUCACAAUGGGAAAACAACGGCUCCAUCAGGCAUGCACCGCUCUAUUCAUCUGCGUGACUGUUGUGCUGCUGUCUCACAUAGCAUCAGUGCCCAUGAGCUGGAUCAACACCGUCACACCAGUUAACGUCACGGUCGACGGACAAAAUGUCACUAUGUUACGCUGUCAUUAUAGAGAAGCCAAAUUCACCACCAUUCUGGUCUUGGUCACCACUUUUCUCUCAGGUGGAAUUCCAAUCAUUCUCGUCAUCAUUUUCAACUCACUGAUUGUGUUUCACCUGAGCAGGUCCAGUCAGUUGUUUACCAAGGAGGAGCGGAGGGUCAUCAGGGGUGCAAGGAAGCGUGGCGUUGUUCGACGCACCAUUAUUGUACUUGGGACGGUCUCAGCGUCAUUUGUGAUACUGAGCCUUCCUCGAUUUGUCACGUAUUGCAUCCUUCGUACUAAAUACAACUACACAGAGUUUGACCGCAACGACUACAGCAUCCCUAUAAACAUCAUUAGUGAUGUGGCCAACAUGUUGCAGAACUUAAACUCAGCCACCAAUUUCUUGUUGUACUGUAUGGUCAGCAGGAGCUUUAGGCAGGAGCUUGGUAACACACUGACCUGUCAGGCUAAAAGCAAAGAGGUGGGCUCACUCCUAAACCAGACUACUAGGUCAGUGAAAGUCUUCUCAGUGGUUGAUCAGAAAGAAACACUUGUCAUAGAUCCUGUCCAUGCUGUCCUUACAAAGCUAAAGAGAACUGAAGGCAGUUAAGCCUGGGUGAGGAGGACUUAAAAAGAGUACAUUUCUUAUUAUGGUGUUUUGGAAUGCUGUUCUUUGGAUUUUUGGCCCAGAUGUGAACACUAAUUGAAAUGCUCUUUGAACCAGGAAGUUGCCAUCCAUCUCGAGACAACAAUGAUCCACAAGUGGCCUACUUUCAGACAUGCUCGAUAGUCAUUCCGACUUGAGAUAAGCCAAUAUUAUGGAGUAUAAUUUGUGUUUACUGUAUACUCACUUCAGGGGUUUGGUUCUUUUAAAGAGGACUCAACAUAAUUUAAGAAUCACUAUUGGAAGUUAAAGGGUUGCUCAACUUUGAAGACUAUAUAUUUUCAUUACUUUAAGUAUCCCCUCGAAUGUGUCUGUAAAGUUUCAGCUGAUAAUACACAACAGAUUAUAUUUGGAUUAUAUGAUGUUGAACAUGGCUAUUUGUGGCUGCAAUUAAUGUUUUGUGUGUGUGUCUCUUUAAAUGCAAAGAAAGCUUCUGUUCCCCUCCUCGUAUGCAAAGUAAGGUGUAGAGCGCUUACACAUGUGCUUGGACUACAUCAAAACAUGCGUCUCUGGUAGAAGAUUGAACUACGUGCUUAUAUGGCGGAAUCUGUGAGCGGUUAUGGUUGGGGCAUAAUCAAUGUGACAUCACAUUGAUAGGGGAUCCCCAACAGCCUGUUUUGUGUAACUGUUGCGGUUUAAAGGAGAUUACACAAAGAAGAAGAGAUGGAUUUGUAUAAUAACAGGAUUAUUCUGAACACACACUGGCAACUCAUUUUCUGCUAGAAACACAUUUAAAAGUGCAUUUUCUAGGAUGGGGUGCUUUAAAACUCAACAUGUAAAAAUCAUUUUAUCCUGUAGAGGCCGCCAUUAUGUUCUGUAUGCAGUGCAUUCUGGGUCAAUGAUGUGCAAA
This is a messenger RNA of Paramisgurnus dabryanus, 2066 nucleotides long. RefSeq names its product probable G-protein coupled receptor 139. NCBI's taxonomy places the organism in Eukaryota, Metazoa, Chordata, Actinopteri, Cypriniformes, Cobitidae. The record is from RefSeq and is a predicted model, not a curated record. Gene Ontology annotation, biological process: G protein-coupled receptor signaling pathway. Gene Ontology annotation, molecular function: G protein-coupled receptor activity. Gene Ontology annotation, cellular component: plasma membrane.